Molecule: messenger RNA, 744 nt
Organism: Penicillium alfredii
Lineage: Eukaryota; Fungi; Ascomycota; Eurotiomycetes; Eurotiales; Aspergillaceae
Exons: 2
Coding region: 1-744 (247 amino acids)
Source: RefSeq, a predicted model, not a curated record
AUGAUAUACUCAACAGACAAAGAAUGGCUUGAGAAAUGCCGACCUGAAGCUUUGCCUGUUCCACCGUUUGACCGAUAUGUCUAUAUGCUUGAGGGCCAUGUGGUAAAAAAAGGGCUGAAGCCUGGUGAGCUUGGCUUUGAUGGCUAUCAACCUGACGUAUUGACGAUUCCGCAACGUGAUGAAAACGAAUUACACACUCUGGAAAUUGUUCGUCAGUACACGAAUAUUCCAGUACCGAAGCUUAUAUACGAAGGGAACGGGUUCAAUGUCUUUGAGCGAAUCCCAGGCGUCACAAUAUUUGAAGGUCCGAUUUGGGAUUCUAUUUCCCCUCGUCAACAAGAAGGGAUCAAGCUCCAAGUGCAGAGUUAUAUCAAGGAGCUUGCAAAGAUUCCAAACCACACUGGUGGUGUUCGAUCGUUAAGUGCUUCUGGAGAGAUUAUUCACAACCAGCUUCCUCACCGUGGACCCUUUAUAUCCACGAAUGAUUUCCUCCGUUCAUACGACCAUGAAGAUGUACCUCUAAUCCAUCAAAUCAACCCUUCUAGUCUGCCAGUAUUGUCACAUAUGGAUUGGGAUCUCUCAAACAUUGUUUUGCAUCCAAAUAUGGAUGCAGUUGCGGGGGUGAUUGAUUGGGAAAGAGCGGCUUUCUUUCCAGAAGGCGGGCGAAGUAUUCAUCGCAUGUGCCAUCAGUGGCGUGGAUGGGAGACCCUGUUCGACGAUAUUCAAUUUCCAGUAGAGAAUUGA